AUGGGGAAAGGAGGAGGAUGCAUACCAAGCAAGAAAAAGGCACAAAUUUCUGCCAAAGAAAAGGAUGAUGAUCCUGUUAGCAUUGAGAUCCUAAUCCCAGAAAAUAAUGCAACAACUUCAAGCCAAGAGGGGCCACAACCAGUCCAAGAAGUGAAGAAGAAGCUAAGAGUUUUCAUUGUGUUCUACUCAAUGUAUGGCCAUGUGGAGGCACUAGCAAAAUCUUUGAAGAAAGGGGUUGAUUCCAUUGAAGGAGUUGAAGGGGUCUUGUACCGGAUACCGGAGACACUUCCUGAGGAGGUCUUGCAACUCAUGAAGGCACCUCAGAAGGAUGAUCAUGUGCCAUUGAUAUCUGCUGCAGAAAAGUUGGUUGAAGCUGAUGGUUUGUUGUUUGGGUUUCCUACAAGGUAUGGGAGCAUGGCAGCGCAGAUGAAGGCUUUUUUCGAUUCAACAGGACAGUUAUGGAGGGAGCAGAAGCUAGCAGGUGUGCCUGCUGGGUUUUUUAUCAGUACUGGCACUCAGGGUGGUGGCCAAGAAACCACAGCUUGGACAGCAAUCACACAGUUAGUCCAUCAUGGGAUGCUUUAUGUUCCUAUUGGUUAUACCUUUGGUGCUGGAAUGUUUGACAUGGAUUCCAUUAGAGGAGGAUCUCCAUAUGGUGCUGGAGUUUAUGCUGGUGAUGGCACAAGACAAGCAAGUGAAACUGAGCUGGCCCUUGCAGAGUAUCAGGGCAAAUACAUGGCUUCAACAGUAAAAAAGUUAGCCAAGAAAAGCUAG
Gastrolobium bilobum is the source of this 774-nucleotide messenger RNA. Its product is annotated as probable NAD(P)H dehydrogenase (quinone) FQR1-like 2. The record is from RefSeq and is a predicted model, not a curated record. Gene Ontology annotation, molecular function: FMN binding; NAD(P)H dehydrogenase (quinone) activity. The transcript has 2 exons. Lineage: Eukaryota; Viridiplantae; Streptophyta; Magnoliopsida; Fabales; Fabaceae. The coding region runs from base 1 to 774 and encodes 257 amino acids.